CCUUACUCUACCUAAUCUACCACCGAAAUACAAAACACAAUGCACCUCCCCACCCUCCCCCUCCUCACCACAACCCUAACAACCCUAUCCCUAAUCCCCCCGCCCUAUCCGCAAUCUGCUACCCCGACGCCUUCUCCACCGGCAAAAACUGCGCCUCCCUCCUCAGCAUCAAGAACUUCUACUCACUCCAAUACUGCAAUUACCGGUGGAACGUCCUCUACGGGGACUGGGACCACUUCACAUCAGAUAAUCGUGGGCAAAACCGGCACGUUUGAUAGUAUUGAGGACUGUUUGGAUGGGUUUCAGGAUGUGGUGGAGACGUGUCAUGGGGAAUUUGUGGGCGGGGUGCUGGUGGGCGGGAAUGUUAGUUUGGAUGUGCAUUUUUGUGAUUGGUAA
This is a messenger RNA of Aspergillus sclerotioniger CBS 115572, 396 nucleotides long. RefSeq lists its product as uncharacterized. The coding region runs from base 40 to 396 and encodes 118 amino acids. Lineage: Eukaryota; Fungi; Ascomycota; Eurotiomycetes; Eurotiales; Aspergillaceae. The transcript has 2 exons. The record is from RefSeq and is a predicted model, not a curated record.